CUGCGCGCCGUGCACAGGCCGAAGGGGUACGGGAGCCCGCCGGCCUCUCUCUGCCCGUGUCUGUCCCCGAAAUUCCGGCCAGGUCUCCCCGCGAUGGCUCUCCCGACACCUGCCGACUGCGCCCUCCCCGCGGAAGCCCGAGGACUAGGACGGCGAAGGAGACUCGUUUGGACCCCGAGCCAAGGAGAGGCCCUGCGAGCCUGCUUUGAGCGGAACCCGUACCCGGGCAUCACCACCAGGGAAGAGCUGGCCCAGGCCAUCGGCAUUCCGGAGCCCAGGAUCCAGAUUUGGUUUCAGAACGAGAGAUUACGCCAGCUGAGGCAGCGCCGGCGGGAAUCUCGGCCCUGGCCCGGGAAACGCGGCCCGCAAGAAGGCAGGCGAAAGCGGACCGCCGUCACCCGGUCCCAGACCACCCUGCUCCUGCGAGCCUUCCAGCAGGAUCGCUUUCCGGGCAUCGCCACCCGGGAAGAACUGGCCAGAGAGACGGACCUCCCGGAGUCCCGGAUUCAGAUUUGGUUUCAGAACCGGAGGGCCAGGCACCCAGGCCAGGGUGGCAGGGCACCCGCACACACAGGCGGCCUGUGCAACGCGGCCCCCGGCGCGUGUCGCCCCGCUCCCUCGUCGGUCGCCUUCACCCACACCGGGGCGUGGGGAACGGGGCUUCCCGCACCCCACGUGCCCUGCGCGCCCGGGGCUCUCCCACAGGGGGCUUUCGUGAGCCAGGGAGCAGGGGCCAUCGCCCCGCUACAGCCCAGCCAGGCUGCGCAGGCAGCAGGGAUUUCCCAACCUGCCCCGGCACGCGGGGAUUGGGAUUUUGCCUACGCUGCCCUGGCUACUCCGGAAGGGGUGCUCUCCCACCCUCAGGCUCCUCGCUGGUGGCCUCCGCGCCCGAGCCAAGGCCAGGCGGACCAGGAACCGCAGCGCCACAGCCAGCCUGGCCCUUGCUUGGUGGGACAGCAUGGGCCCGCUCGAGCUCAGCCGCAGGACCAGGGUGUGCUUGGGCCUCCCACGUCCCAGGGGAGUCCGUGGUGGGGCUGGGGCCAGGGUCCCCAGGUCGCCAGGGCGCCGUGGGAACCCCAAGCCGUCCGGGGGAUAAAGCGGGGGUCGGGUGGUGGAAACGCUUGAGAGCUCUGCUCGGGCUGCUCCCGGAGCCCAGGCGGCUGCCCGCACACCUGCGCAUGCGCGGCAGACAGCCCCCGCCUGGAACCUGGGCCGGCUCUGGGAUCCACGGGAUGCUCGGUUCUCCUCGGUGUGGAGUCUCUCGCUGCCGCCGCCGCCGCCGCCAGGCCCAGACCCGGAAGGCAGGAAUGCCAGGCUGGUCAGCCCGGAGGGAAAACAGGCCUCUCCACACCGAGCCAGAUGCUCACCGCGAAAGGGAGGCCACCGCCCCGCCCCCGACCCCGUCCCAACCCCGCGUCCUAAAGCUCCUCCAGCAGAGCCCGGUAUUCCUCCUCGCUGAGGAGUAGAGGUUCCAGCAAAGCGGGCUCUCCCAAGUCCUGCAGCUCCCCCGGGGCCUCCGUUUCUAGGAAAGGUUGCGCCUGCUGCAGAAACUCUGGGGUCUCCAGGAGCUCAUCCAGCAGGCUGGAGGGGAGUGCAGACGAGCGCCCGGGCUCCUGGAGCGGCGGGGACGGCGUCCGGAUGGCUUGCAUCUGCUCCUGCCGCGCGGAGGCCUCCGGGGCGCGGGCCCCGGAGGUGGAGCUGCCCCGACUUGGGGUUCCCACGCCGCCCUGGCGACCUGGGGCCCCUGGCCCCAGCCCCACCACGGACUCCCCUGGGACG
Molecule: messenger RNA, 1779 nt
Organism: Rhinopithecus roxellana (golden snub-nosed monkey)
Lineage: Eukaryota; Metazoa; Chordata; Mammalia; Primates; Cercopithecidae
Product: double homeobox protein 4C-like
Molecular function (GO): DNA binding
Source: RefSeq, a predicted model, not a curated record